Molecule: messenger RNA, 1260 nt
Organism: Haliotis rubra (blacklip abalone)
Lineage: Eukaryota; Metazoa; Mollusca; Gastropoda; Lepetellida; Haliotidae
Exons: 4
Coding region: 12-737 (241 amino acids)
Source: RefSeq, a predicted model, not a curated record
UGCGGGGUCACAUGUCCUUAUGUUUCACGUGGGAUGUGAACACUUGGACUGCUAAAUUCUCAUCACCUCGUUUCCAACGUUGUCGGACAUUAUCAAAUAUGGAGGAUAACUGUUGCUGUGGCCGGUCGAAUGCCAUCGCUCCUGAUUCACUGGAAGCCAAGGAUGUUCGGAAGAAGGCGGCUCGGUUCCUGCUGCGUCUGUCCUGGGUUCAGAUCGUCGCCAGUGUACUUUCAAUAAUUACCGGCCUAGUUUCCAUUGGCGUGGCUGUCACCAACCCGACGUACCCUAAGAUAAACGGACAUGCGGUCGUCAAUGGCAUUCUGGUUUUGAUCGCCGGCGUGUACGGAAGGAGAGCAACGGAGAAGGAUGUUGUUGAGGAAGUAGGCGUGAAAGUCCGGGCUUAUAUCACCAUUCACUUCACUCUCUGCAUUACAUGCAUCUCAUUGUCCGUGCUACAAAUCAUCUUUAAUGGUUUGGCCGUGAGUGAAUGCUUCUCCGCCAAUCAGGACACAGCUUACAAAUGCCAACCAUACGAAACGGCCAAUGCCUGCCUUGGUUUGGUUGCGAUCUUCCUCGGUCUGGUUCUGUUCAUCACAAGUGCCGUUGGCUCAACGUUCCUGUGUUCUUACAAGAGAGUGUUUGCAUUCAUGGAUCCCCAGGAUCGCAUUCAAAAAGAAAUAGCAAUGCUAAACGACACCAAGACCCAGCAAGAGGCAACUUUUAAAACACGCUUUUGAUCUAUAAAAACGUUCCUUGAACUUUAACAACCCAACAAGAAACUUGAGUUUCUGCAGUAUCUAAACAUUGUCAUUUCACACUGGCCGUUCUUCCUCAACCAAAUUGUAAAUAGGAGAAUACUUUAUCCCUGUGCAGAUGUCAAACUGUGGAGCACUGGGCUGGAUAUCUAAGAUGUCCUGCCUAUGUUCCCCAAUGUUGAAACUGCCUGCAUUUGUCAAAUACUCAUAACAUUUAGACGUUACUUUGUUGAAAUUGUACAUUGUCCUUCAUUUGCAAACCCAUUACAUUGUGUAAACCUUGCAUCGAAAACCUUUUUUUAAAAUUCGGAAUGGAUGGCUUUAAUAUCGGUGUUUGGGGUUCGAAUCCAAUAUUUUCCCGAUUCUGAUCCCUGGUUUGACGAUGUACCGGUGGAUUUUACUUGGAUCUGUUGUUUGUGGGUUCGAAACCUGGACUUACUCCGCCGAUUAUUCUUCUAACAUUUGUCACAAAGGCAGUGAUGUAAUAAAACACAUUUCAUAUUCA